Molecule: messenger RNA, 2686 nt
Organism: Ostrea edulis (European flat oyster)
Lineage: Eukaryota; Metazoa; Mollusca; Bivalvia; Ostreida; Ostreidae
Product: E3 ubiquitin-protein ligase TRIM71-like
Exons: 2
Coding region: 498-2153 (551 amino acids)
Biological process (GO): protein polyubiquitination; proteasome-mediated ubiquitin-dependent protein catabolic process; negative regulation of translation
Molecular function (GO): translation repressor activity; ubiquitin protein ligase activity; zinc ion binding
Source: RefSeq, a predicted model, not a curated record
AUAUAACGUUGUUUAUGUCUGUGCAAGUCACACGUCACUCGAGUACUUGUAAGAUUCUUUAACGCUGGAUAAUAACGAGAAGAAAUUUACAACGUCGGUCCUGUAUUGCCUUUCAGAUUUGACCUUGAAAACGGAAGCGCCCUGUAAUGGUGGCCGUUGGUACGGUGGAAAAAAAAAACUUCACCUAAUUCAAAAGUUGCCUCUAUAUGAAAUUUUGUUCAAACUGAGACUGUAGUAGUGAUUACCAUAUGACCCCCAGACACACAGUCGCAAAGUGAUAUCCCUAAAUAUAAGUAUUUAGUAUAUCCUCUGACGUAAAUGUUGACAUGACUACCCAAAAUGGUCAUGAAUUAGGAUAAAACAAACUUUAAAACUAUAUUCAAAUAGAUAAUGUUUAAAGGUUGACGCACAACACAGGUAUUUAAUCAUAGGACUAGAUGGAAGGUCGAAAAACCAGGGACGCCAUCUUGGAUUUUCAGUGGCCCUGGUAAUCGGAAAUGGACCCAUUCCUCAGAGCCCAGAUUAUACUAUUGUGUGACCUCUGUAAAACUGCACACCUACAGAGUCACUGUGAACGUUGUGAUAUAAAUCUAUGCCAGACCUGUGUUGGGAAGCACCUCUCGGAUUCGUCUAUAAGACACAAAGUCGUGCCCUAUAAACACAGAAAGUCUUUUAACUACUCAAAAUGCCCGGACCACGCCGACGAACUCUGUAAAAAUUACUGUGAGAAAUGUGACGUUCCUGUCUGUUUAACCUGUGCCUCUUCAAGUAAACAUGAAGGUCACGAUAUAUCAGAUAUUCUGGAAAAACGCAGCUCUAAAACAGGAAGUUUACAAACAGAUUUGGAAGAGUUUGAGUCUAGAAUUUAUCCCCGAUAUGAAGAAAUGGCGUCCGAUGUCCAAACUGAAAAAAUCGAGUUAGAAACGAAUUACGGGAAACUGACCACAGCUGCUGACCAACAAGGAGAAGUCUUACACGGAGAGAUCACCGCCAUUGUCAACCGACGGAAAUCCGACAUUCAGGAGAUGAAAAACAAACACCUAUCUAUCCUGAAUAAAAAUACAGAUGAAAUCACACAAAAAAUUACUGAACUCAAACAAAUCAUUUCCGACUUGAAAUCAAUACUAAAAUCAAAUGACGUCUCCUUAACCUCUACUUACAAAUCUAGGAAUCCCGAAUUUAGAACAUUACCACCUAAAGUCCGAGUUACAUUACCAAGUUUUUCUGCUCAGAAAAUGAACAAAGAUCAGCUCAAUGAAAUGUUUGGUUCUCUGUCGCAGUUAUCCAUUAACUCAGAACAUGACGACACAAUGAAGUCAGCAGAAGCUGUAUCGUCUCCUCCAGUCCAACCACUGCUUGAUGAGGCGCGCGUCACCGACACCAUAGACACUGGAUAUAAAACACUAUACAGUGUUAGCUGUCUGAGUGAAUAUCAAGUCUGGGCACGCGGUAAUAACGACAUCAUGAAGCUCAUCAACCACCAGAGUAAACCACUGACAUUAAUACCAACUAAGUCAGGGAACUGGCCAUCAGACAUAACGGUGACACGGGACGGAGAUCUUGUUUAUACUGACCCUGGUAACAAGACUAUAAACCUAGUGAAGAAUAAAGAGAUACAGACCUCGAUCAUACUACAUGGGUGGGAAUCUCGCAACGUAUGCAGUACCGCCUCUAACGAUCUCCUGGUUACCAUGAUCAGUGAUGAUUACAAACAAUCCAAAGUUGUGCGUUACUCUGGUUCCACAGAUACACAAACUAUUCAGUUCGAUGAUCAGGGUCGUCCUCUCUAUUCAUCUGAUUAUAGCUAUAAAUACAUCAGUGAGAAUAAGAACCUGGAUAUUUGUGUGGCUGAUUAUACAGCUAGAGCAGUAGUGGUGGUCAAUCAGUCAGGGAAACUCCGAUUUAGAUACACUGGUCAUCCCUCUAAUACCGAGGACUCAUUUGAUCCAGUCGGUAUCACUACAGACAGUCAGAGUCACAUCCUGACAGCAGACCAUAACAAUAACCGUAUCCACAUUCUAGAUCAGGAUGGGCAGUUCCUCCGUUACAUUUCUAAUUUACGCGCUCCAUUCGGUUUAUGUGUUGACAUCAGGGACAACCUCUUUGUGGCUGAGUGUUACACUGCUAAAGUGAAGAAAAUCCAAUAUCUCUAAACACAGUGUUAAUUACACAUCUACACACAAUGUUAAUUACAUAUCUCAACACAGUGUUAUAACAGAUUUAACACCAUCAUUUUCAUAUUUAAACACACUAUUAUUUACAGCAGUGUGUUAAUUACAUCUGCUUGUUAAUUUCAACCCAGUGUAUAUAACAGUUAUGUGCAGGUGACAGUCCUGUGUGCAUUACAGCCCUGUGUACAUUACAGCCGUGUGUACAUUACAGCCCUGUGUACAUUACAACCCUGUGUUGAUUACAGUCCUGUGUUAAUAACAGUCCUGUGUACAUUACGGUCCUGUGUACAUUACAACCCUGUGUUAAUUACAGGCCUGUGUUAAUAACAGUCCUGUGUACAUUACAGACCUGUGUACAUUACAGCCCUGUGUACAUUACAGAUAUUUGUUAAUUACAGCUCUGUGUUUGUGACGUGUAACAUGUACUUGUGUGUGUGUGUGUUUAACUGAUGGAACAUUAUUCUCUCACUGCUGUUUAGUAAUUAUGUAGUGAAAAUAAAUACUAUUUUAGAUCG